AUUCAAAACAUUUUGAAUUGUUUGUUUAAAUGGAUCAUCUCAUAAACAUUUUAGAUAUUGAAUUUCCAGAUUGGAGAUCUCAUACCUGAACUAUUAUCUAUAUUAGGGGGGGAAUAUAGGUUAACAGGAAGGCAAGGACCCAUCCUAAACAUUGGGGAACCAAUUCUUUGAUCAGCCAAAGAAGAAGAUAAGAAUCACACUUAUGUGGCUUAUACAUUAGCUCAUACACAUAUUCUGCUUUUAAUGUCACUUGCAGAAUCUUAGUUUGUGCUUAACAACAAAUUCCAACAUCUAUCAAUGCUUGAAUAUCAUGUUACAAAGCUCUUUGCAUACACUAAGCUGUGCGUACUUGCAGAAGGGUUAGAAUGCUUAACAUAAAAAAGAAACUAUUGAGCUCUGUCCCCUCCCAUGUUUCUGUUUUGUGGUGCAAAUGCUGUUGCCAUGACUCCUGCAGAGUCUGUUUGGCUUAUGCAUUGACUUUAGCCAACUGUCAUCUGGGCCACAUUAUAUACAAGAGUCGGGCAAUGCAGUACCUCCUCAUCUAGUAAGUCAAAGGAAUUAGUAUACACGGUCUUUUCUGAAAAUGGCUGCUGUUCUUUUAAACCAGACAGAAGAGCGGGCAGUGUGGGACAGUGCAAGAAAUGGUGGCAAGUUAAAUCUCCGAAUGAAAGAAUAUGAGACGCCGGAGAUCUAUGAGAAGGAUUUCAGAAGAAACAGCAGAACAAAAAGUAGUGCAUUUGAGGAAAAGACAUCUCUCAAUGCUUGCCCUGAUACUGGAAAGAACAGUACAACCGCUGGCAGCAGGGAAUCUGAGAGGAACCUUGAACAGGGAGAUUAUUUUAACAGCUCUUCACCUUCAUCUAAAUCAUUGUUACAAGAUUAUCCACAGCACCAACGAGAGCAAAAUGACUUUGAGGAUGGUAUUGAAUAUCGACCAUUACCAUCCCCAACACGUUCAUCUCUCCGCUCCCCAAACAAAGACACCACUGUACGGUCGAAAGAAGGUUACCGGGUUAAAUUUGCAGACAAGAACUUUUCCGACCUCUCACCAGAAAAUGAGGCACCAGACAAACCUCUAGACAACAUAACCCGCACCAGAAAGCCACUUUAUAGCAGCGUAGAAAGUGGAGGAUCAGCUGUGCCCAGAGAUUGCAGGUCACAAAGCUUCAGGAACAGCAGUCUCACCUCAACUCCUCUGAGAUCCAAAAUAACAAUUGAUAAUGAGAGGACAAAGUUCAGUCAUGUAGAUGGUGUUGAUAGAUAUACAGAGGACCUGAAGGAUUUUCCCAAAUCGUCUGACACAAAUGAUCACAAGUUCAGCAGUGAGAGAUUGCUAAGAGCUAGUACAGACUUGUAUGUUUCCACCCACCUAAACGAUUCCCCCUUGCCAUCAAAUCACCUGUCUGCUCUGAGGAAAGGAUUUACAGACAUUCCAGGGAUUUACACUCUGCCCUCAAAACCAGCACUGGGACUAUCUCACCAAUUCACUGGUAAAGAAAGGCAAUCAGAAUACGCAGUCCAAAAGAAAACCUGGCAAUCUGAUAAAGAUGCUGUUCAGAAAAUGGAUGUGCUGGCGAAUGGAAUGAAAAGAUCCAGCAGCUUGAACAGUUUGUUAACUCCUAAACCUGUCAGCUCAUAUGCAGAUAAAUAUUCUGACAGAUUGUUUGGUAGUGCUGAAUACCAGGAAAAAGACAGACCAGUUUCUUCUGAAACAGAUUCCACUAUAGAUAUCCUGCAGCAGUUAAUGGACCUAGUUGACCGCUACUGGAAUGGUUCAGGUUCUCUCCUUCAGAAUCAGAGGUUUUUGGUACCAGCACGUGAAUUACUUUCCAGUUACCUUUUAACCAAUCGCAAUAAGACAGCAACUCCAAGAACUAGUUAUGGAGUGGACAAAGAAUAUAAUAGUGUGGAUUUUUUGACGGAAAAACUGAAAAAUACUAUUGAGGAAAACCACAUGUUACAGUCAAAGAUCUCAAAACUGGAAAGCAAGGCAAUUGAUAAUGGAGACAAAGGAUUUCAGUCUGGAUCUCAAGACGAUUUGUGGCACAAGUAUGAGAAGUUGAGCCUCCAAGUGGAAUCUCUACAGCAGCAGCUUAAACAGGCUCAUAAACUGCACGACACAGUCAAUCUUUUGCAUGACAGUCAAAGGUCUUUAGUGUGCACUAAUGAAUAUCUUCUGCAACAACUAAAUAAAGCCUCACCAAGCUACUUGUCUAAAGCCCCAUCUUCUGCUAUCAAACCAAGGACCAGCUCAGAUAAAUAUAUUUCCUCUGAUAGUAGCGAUCAGUCUGCCUCAUCACCUGUGUACAGUUCUGGGCAAUAUCGAAUCCCAGAGAGACUAAGCAGUUGCCCACUAUAAGUAAAUAACUACUGUUAAAUCUAUUUGGGACUGUAUACAAUGUAGUGGCCAAAGACACAGUGUUAAACACUGUUAAAUCAGGUUGCUAGAUUAUGAAGUUGGUACUUAAGGCAGAAUAAUCUAUACUUUACCUCCUAGAAUAAGAUGCUUGGAAUUUGUAAACUGAAAUGGAAACUAAGCUGAUUGCACUGCGGUUUUCUUUUCUGAAUCUGCUGAAAGGGAACAUAUAACUACCAUAUAAUUGAAAUUGCUCACAAUGUUCUAUUGAUCACUUUAGGCAAAAGCAUUUUCCGAAGAUUCUCUGCUUAGUUCUGUGAUAGGACUGAGCAGAGAUGUGUCUGUUACUGCUCAUCAGCAAAUUCAGAUUUUGCGGUUCUGUUUGGCCCCUGCUUGAAAAGAACAAAAAUGUUUUUUUAUGGGAAAAACCCUUAGAUUUCCUUGCUGAUCUUCUCAGUGCCUCCAGCUGGAUCACCAAAUGAAAAACACAACUGAUCAGUGUCAAGGUCUGCGGGAAAAAACAAAAAUAUUUCAUAAAAUUGAAUAUAAUAAAUAACAGAAGAGGACUCUGAGUAGUUUUAUAGGUGUAUGCAAACUUGAAGCAGUUUUUAAUACCCUACCUGUAUGGUAGGUAUGGUAACUUUUUCUUCUAGAAGUGUUAAAAUGAUCAUUUGUUUUUUGCAAUAAUGUGCCUUACGCUUAUUUCAAAAUUUUGAAGCAAAAAUAUUUGGACCUUUUCCUAUCGCUUAACAGCACUGAAAUAAGAUUUGUUUUAUGAAACACCAA
This is a messenger RNA of Xenopus laevis (African clawed frog), 3142 nucleotides long. RefSeq names its product leucine-rich repeat-containing protein 36 (gene lrrc36.L). Lineage: Eukaryota; Metazoa; Chordata; Amphibia; Anura; Pipidae. Bases 584 to 2359 code for a protein of 591 amino acids. The record is from RefSeq and is a predicted model, not a curated record. The transcript is spliced from 11 exons.